Polychytrium aggregatum is the source of this 606-nucleotide messenger RNA. RefSeq lists its product as uncharacterized. The coding region runs from base 1 to 606 and encodes 201 amino acids. NCBI's taxonomy places the organism in Eukaryota, Fungi, Chytridiomycota, Chytridiomycetes, Polychytriales. The record is from RefSeq and is a predicted model, not a curated record. The transcript has 2 exons.
AUGGUCCUUAUCAGGCACCGCCAACCAGUUGCAGCAGGGCUGCUCAUCUGGAGUGCCGCCGCGGAUACGGGGACAGCCAUCACCGCAGUCCAUGCGGUCAUCGCGAGGGAUGCUGUCAUUGUUAGCUCAAGCCCCCGAUGUUCUCUCGCAUCCAAGUUCACCCAUGUCACUGUCACCAUCGCUGCUGCCGAUACCGCCGGCUUCUCCGUCAACGUCACCGACACCUGUGUUCAAAGCACAAUCACCACGGACACCUUCGCCAUCGCCAUCGACACCGUCACCAUCAUCGUCACUGCCAUUGUUGCAGACACAGUCAUCGUUACAGGCGCCAUCCUGCACAAGCAUUUCCUGCAAGCCAUCAAAGACGAGCCCAAGAUCGAGACCGUCAAGCAUCAGCUUGACCGCAUCUCGUGUCAAGGAUACAAGCGCUCAUUGAUCGGGGCAACUCUCGGACCCGUCUGUCGAGUCUCAGCCGGAAACGACUUGUCGUUUGCCCGGCUCGGCCGUUCACAAGCACAUCCCGUUCGCGUCUACAAGGCAUGGCUACCGAGGCACCGGUACCAAGCAGCAGACGACUCGCUGGACAGCUUGACAUCGCUCGCAUGA